Arctia plantaginis is the source of this 2556-nucleotide messenger RNA. NCBI's taxonomy places the organism in Eukaryota, Metazoa, Arthropoda, Insecta, Lepidoptera, Erebidae. The record is from the annotation of a GenBank genome assembly.
AUGGCUGGUCCUAAUCCAGAAUGGGAUUCAUCGUCAAUGUUCAUGAUAAAAGGCGAUGGAGUCAGCAAUAAAAGCCCAAUAAGAUCCGAGUCAACCUCUAGAAAAAAUUCCACGGUGAAAUCAUGCGUACCCGUCUCGGCUGAAACCAUCACGGUAAAAGAUUUUUUUGAUUUUAUGAAAACGGCUUAUCAGGUUUACGAACAUUUAGAAAAUGAUGAAGAUGAAGGGUCAAAGAUUGACUGGGAAGAAUUAACUAAAUUAACUGUAAUCAACCACGUAAUCGAGCAACAGGAAAGGGAUCUCCUAUAUCAGACGUCGUAUGAUGAACCAAAAGCUGUUAUAAGCAAGAGUGAUACAGUUGUGGGUAAGAAAAAUAGCCAGGAACGGUUGGAAAAACGAUUCAGUUGCAGUGAACUUGAAGCGAAAGGACGACGGGCCCACGCGCCAGAAGCUAGAGUCGAAAUGCUAGGCGUAUGGACGGAAGCAAAUUUGAACUGUAAACUAAACGAUGUUGUCAAUGAGGGCAUUUUGGACUCUAUUCUACCAUAUUUGCUAGGAUACAAAAAGCCGUCCAAAACGACGAGCGUUUACGCACCGAUCAUCAAGAAAACACCAUCUGCUAACACAGUCGAUGUAAAAAAACCUGCAAGUUUUGGAGGAUUUAUGGACGAAAAAGAUUCACGAGACCGCUUGGGGAGACGUAAAUCUUCUGUCAAUGCAGCUCACGAGCGCAUUAUUCAGAAACAAGAGGGGGACGUAGAAAUUCACGUUUGCGAUGAAGUGAAAGGCCUCAAGAAAGAUUUUAGAUGUCCUCAGAAGUUAUUAGUAGCGAAGAUGGGAUACUUCGCUGAUGUCACAGCUGGUCAGAGAUUAGAAGAUAUGGACAUAUCUGUUCAUUGUGAUAUUCAGAUUUUUGACUGGCUAAUGCGGUGGGUAAAGAGAGAUACGAUUCUAGUGGCUGACUGGCCCAUUUUGGAUCCUCACAACGUUGUUCCCAUUCUGGUGUCUGCGUCUUUCCUUCAGAUGGAACCAUUAUUACAUGACUGUUUGAUAUACUGUCACGCUCAGAUGAACGACAUCGUGAAGACUUCGACGAAUUUGGCUUGUCUGAGUGAUGCGCUGCUUAACAGACUGGCUGCCAUGUACACGAAUGUGGAGUUAGAAGCAAUCAAAGAUCGCAAGGACAAAAUCCAGUCUCGUCUUUUUUGCAAGAUGAUUUUAUCCUUGGCGGAAUUAGUGCCGGAAACCCUCAGAGGACACUACUCGACACUCUCCACGCUCUUUAAAUGCAACAAAUGUUAUAAGUUAUUGGGGCGUCAUAUCGCAGAGCAGGUGCCUUGUCAACCAGCUAGCAUGAGAAUUGAUCGACGAGGAAAUGUCAUCUCGACGCACACCAAAGACCAAACUUGGAGCUUGAACGAAUAUAUAACGUGGUUGUAUGGCGAAUUGCGAUCAUGGCGCCGUGUGUACUGGCGAUUGUGGGCCGACUGCCAUUUUUUAAAGUGUCAGCUCUGCGAAAGCUACUUUCCGGUUUAUCAGAUGGAAUGGUGUUCCCACCAUGAGCAGCCGCCCCACAUGUUUACUUUAGAUGGAAAGCCCUCGCUUCCAGCAGGUCGAUACCCUUGUUGUGGUGAGAGAGCGUACCGUUUUGAAUCAGUCACCAGGAAUACUGGUUGUCAGUUCCGAGAGCACGUGCCAGAUGAACAGUUGCAGACCGAUGCCUCGGUCAUGGAGAUCUACAACAAGUUCCGUGAUAUAAUCGCAAUGAGGCCACCUCAACUCAUGUUUCCUGAACGCCUCACAAGACUCGUUGGUAGAGAAUCUGGUGAGGAGGCCAGUGGCCGGCUUCACUGCAAGGAGGUGUUCUGGUGGGAAGGCAUACAGCUAGUACCGCCGCGCCCGCCGCUCGGCCUGCUCGGCAAACUUUACACCAGCAACAACAAGUUCAACCCGGCCGUCCGGCCCGGCUCGCCCGCUUUAGGCCCGACUCAGGUGUCCACUCAAUCUCUUGCGGGGAACUGCUCCAGUGGCUCUGCGGUCACCCUCGAGAGGGAGAGGGAGAUCAAACCUAUUCCCAAGCCUCCAAUCAAAGAUGAAGUUCCGAGAGCCAAGACAGGCGCCCCUGGCGGUGGCGAUUCGGCCGGAGAGUCAGGAGGAGAGCAGUCCAGUUCUUCGGACGAUAGCGAACAGAGUUCUGCUAGUGCCAGGAGCGAUGAGGAAUCUGCGCCGCGACCGAUGAACAGAGCAGCUAGGAGACACUCGCACUCACACCCGGCAACCAAACGAACUCGUGUUGUGGGUCGUCAGUGGAUUUCGUGUCUCUCAGCUCGUAGCAAUCAAGACGGACAGCGAAGAUUUGAAGAGCGCGCUUCGCGACAAAUGCGCAUCGCACUUGCGCGAACUGCUCAAAUGCAGCAGAAUAAAGCGAAGACUAGUCCCGCGGGUGGGGUAUACGCGCGACUAGAGGCAGAGUGGCGCGAGCGUCACGGUCAGAGAUCGCGAAACACGGUGCCUGUGCGACCUAGACAACACCAACCAGCUAACAAGUUUAAAUAA